Messenger RNA from Triplophysa rosa, 1566 nucleotides. It is a transcript of the gene sar1aa, whose product is annotated as secretion associated, Ras related GTPase 1Aa. The record is from RefSeq and is a predicted model, not a curated record. Gene Ontology annotation, biological process: vesicle organization; intracellular protein transport; endoplasmic reticulum to Golgi vesicle-mediated transport. Gene Ontology annotation, cellular component: COPII vesicle coat; endoplasmic reticulum exit site. NCBI's taxonomy places the organism in Eukaryota, Metazoa, Chordata, Actinopteri, Cypriniformes, Nemacheilidae. Bases 138 to 734 code for a protein of 198 amino acids. The transcript is spliced from 7 exons. Gene Ontology annotation, molecular function: GTP binding; GTPase activity.
AACAUUGAAGAGAUUCUACGGGUUAGUAGAGACGCGUCUCCAUCCGCAGCAGACGCGCGUUAAUAUCGCGCAUACAGUCUUGACAGCUUUAUCCGGACGGGCCGUGACACGCGUCUGAUAAAGGUGACACGUUUGCAAUGUCAUUUAUAUUUGACUGGAUCUACAGAGGCUUUAGUGGAAUACUUCAGUUUUUGGGUCUGUACAGGAAGUCUGGUAAACUGGUGUUUCUUGGUUUAGACAAUGCUGGUAAAACAACACUUCUGCACAUGCUGAAAGAUGAUCGAUUAGGACAACAUGUGCCCACAUUACAUCCCACAUCAGAGGAGUUAACCAUUGCUGGAAUGACCUUCACUACAUUUGAUCUGGGUGGUCAUGUACAAGCACGGAGAGUGUGGAAGAACUAUCUCCCUGCCGUCAGCGGCGUCGUCUUCUUCGUCGACUGUGCCGAUCACGAGCGCCUCGCAGAAUCAAAGGUGGAGCUUGACUCUCUCCUGUCGGAUGAGACGAUCUCCAGUGUGCCGGUCCUGGUGCUGGGAAACAAGAUCGACCGACCUGAAGCUGUGAGUGACAUGAGACUGCGAGAGGUUUUGUGUCUGGAGGGACACACCACUGGGAAGGGUGACGUGUCUUCGAAGGAGUUGAACGUCCGGCCGCUGGAGGUCUUCAUGUGCAGCGUUCUGAAGAAACAGGGUUACGGGGAAGGUUUCAGAUGGCUGUCGCAGUACAUCGACUGAUUUCUUCCUCUGAUUUUAGUUCUGCUCGUGAAGCGAUAAGUGAUGUUGAUUUUAGCUUGAGAUUUCCAGUUCUUCCGUUAUGUUUUUUCAAUAUAUUUGGAUAGAAAUACACAAAAAAUACACAAAGCCAAUUCACUCUGACCAGCGGUAUUUGCAGUAUUUAAAAGCGCAUGUGUGAUAUUUCUGGUUAAGUGGUGACAUCAUUUCUAAAUGAUAAAAAUACAAACCAUACUUGAAUAUCAUAUACUAUCAUUUCACAUGAUCAGAUGACAAAGACAUGAUAAAAUAUUGAGUUGUACAGUAUAUGUGAUCCGUUAUUGUAGAUAUUGUUCAUAUUAUCAGAUAAGUUCAGUGAUCUUCAUCAUAUUCUAUAUACUGUAUAUAUAUAUAUGAAGAGUUCGGUUCCAAAAUGAGAUAACUCUGUUUUUAACAUUUUUCAAAAAUAUUUUUUUUUAUUGUGCAGUCCAAUUAAUUUCAAUCAAACCGGGUUGGUUUGUUUUGAACUUGCACAAUAAAACACAAUAAAAACAUGAUAAAAUAAUAAAAACAUGAUUUUAGAUUUUUUGUUUUGUUUAGUUGUUAUCUUUUUGGAACCAAACUCUUCAUAUAUAAAGCAGACUGCUUUUGUUUUGGUGCUGUGGAUGUUUUUGAUGAUCAGAUACGAGUCUGAUAAGAGAGCAUCUACAACACACACGUGUGUGUUUGAUACACAACAGAUGUUUUUGCAAAUGUGUAUAUAUUGUAUAAUGAAGUGUAAAUGUGUUUUAUUCUUCAUAGCCUUGAAUUGAAUGUACAGAUGUAUCUGCUGUGUGUAAACAUCUAUAAAUAUUUU